Acomys russatus (golden spiny mouse) is the source of this 441-nucleotide messenger RNA. It is a transcript of the gene Tex29, whose product is annotated as testis expressed 29. NCBI's taxonomy places the organism in Eukaryota, Metazoa, Chordata, Mammalia, Rodentia, Muridae. The coding region runs from base 1 to 441 and encodes 146 amino acids. The record is from RefSeq and is a predicted model, not a curated record. The transcript has 5 exons.
AUGAAAUACGUCCCAGAAAUGAAGUCUCCACCACACCUCCUGAAGAAGUUUGCAGUGUGCGACAUCCCUCUGUAUGACAUCUGUGACUACAACAUCACCAGGGACCGGUGCAAGGAGCUGGGGUGCUGUUUCUACAAGGGCGUCUGCUACGAGAAAGCUGUUCCCGUUUAUGUGCAGCUGUUCACCGCCCUGAUCGUGUUCUUUGUCGUGCUCUUCUUCAUUGUCAUCAUUUACAGGGUUGUACAGGAGACUAAAAGAGAGAUAGAGCUCUCCAUGAGGCCCACAUCAUCAGUCAAGAACACUGAGGAGCCCGAGCAACUGUCUGUUCAGGAAGUAGAAAUCAAGUCAGUCAAGCCUUCCAGUGCCUCCUCCAAGAAAGAGACUGGGAGCCAAGUAGAAGCUACACUGACGAUCUCCGAGCACGAGGUGACUGAAGAUUGA